This is a messenger RNA of Carlito syrichta (Philippine tarsier), 1423 nucleotides long. It is a transcript of the gene KCNJ15, whose product is annotated as potassium voltage-gated channel subfamily J member 15. Gene Ontology annotation, biological process: potassium ion import across plasma membrane; regulation of monoatomic ion transmembrane transport. NCBI's taxonomy places the organism in Eukaryota, Metazoa, Chordata, Mammalia, Primates, Tarsiidae. The record is from RefSeq and is a predicted model, not a curated record. Gene Ontology annotation, cellular component: plasma membrane. The transcript has 2 exons. The coding region runs from base 114 to 1268 and encodes 384 amino acids. Gene Ontology annotation, molecular function: inward rectifier potassium channel activity.
CCAUGUGUCCCUCUUUCUUUCAGGCAAUAGAAGAAUCCCAUGGUAGACAGGUGGGUGACAGGAAGCGAGGACAUUCUACCUGCCUUGGAGAAGACACCUGAUCUGCGGAGUGAAUGACCAGGUCCUCUCAGAGCCUGACAAUGGAUGCUAUUCACAUCGGCAUGUCCAGUGUCCCCCUGGUGAAGCAUACUUCUGGGACUGGGCUCAUGGCCAACAGACCUCGAGUCAUGUCCAAGAGUGGGCACAGCAACGUAAGAAUUGACAAAGUUGAUGGCAUCUACUUACUCUACCUGCAAGACUUGUGGACAACAGUUAUCGACAUGAAGUGGAGAUACAAACUCACCCUGUUUGCUGCCACUUUCGUGAUGACCUGGUUCCUUUUUGGAGUCAUCUACUAUGCCAUUGCAUUUAUUCAUGGGGACUUAGAACCCAGUGAGCCAAUUUCAAAUCACACCCCCUGCAUCAUGAAAGUGGACUCUCUCACAGGAGCCUUUCUCUUUUCCCUGGAAUCCCAGACAACCAUUGGCUAUGGUGUCCGUUCCAUCACGGAAGAAUGCCCUCAUGCCAUCUUCCUGUUGGUUGCUCAGCUGGUCAUCACAACAUUGAUUGAAAUCUUCAUCACUGGUACCUUCUUGGCCAAAAUUGCAAGACCCAAAAAGCGGGCUGAGACCAUCAAGUUCAGCCACUGUGCAGUCAUUACCAAGCAGAAUGGGAAGCUGUGCUUGGUGAUUCAGGUAGCUAAUAUGAGGAAGAGCCUUCUGAUUCAAUGCCAGCUCUCUGGCAAGCUCCUUCAGACCCAUGUCACCAAGGAGGGGGAGCGAAUCCUCCUCAAUCAAGCCACUGUCAAAUUCCACGUGGACUCCUCAUCUGAGAGCCCUUUCCUUAUUUUGCCCAUGACAUUCUACCAUGUGCUGGAUGAGACGAGCCCACUGAGAGACCUCACACCCCAAAACCUAAAGGAAAAAGAGUUUGAACUCGUGGUUCUCCUCAAUGCCACCGUGGAAUCCACCAGUGCUGUCUGCCAGAGCCGAACAUCCUAUAUCCCAGAGGAAAUCUACUGGGGUUUUGAGUUUGUGCCUGUGGUUUCUCUCUCCAAAAAUGGGAAGUAUGUGGCUGAUUUCAGUCAGUUUGAACAGAUCCGGAAGAGCCCAGAUUGCACCAUUUACUGCGCAGAUUCCGAGAAGCAAAAACUUGAGGAAAAGUACAGGCAGGAAGACCAGAGGGAAAGAGAACUGAGGACACUUUUACUACAACAGAGCAACGUUUGAUCAUAGGGGUGUCAUCCAGGCUUAACCCUGCAAGCUGUUUCCACAUUAGAACUCCCUUCAAACACAAAGGUUGCUGUGAAAAUGAAAAUGUAUAGAUGCACUCUAAAAAAAACUGUAUGGAAUCAAUCCUUUCCUUUGAUCUGAUGACUAGCAAG